Molecule: messenger RNA, 347 nt
Organism: Hymenoscyphus albidus
Lineage: Eukaryota; Fungi; Ascomycota; Leotiomycetes; Helotiales; Helotiaceae
Source: the annotation of a GenBank genome assembly
AUGCCAAUACUGUACACCGGCAGUCUACCCGUCGCCUCGCCUUUGCAGGUCACCCGUGGAUUUUCAAAGGUCAGCAAUGGUGAAUUGUUGUCCCGCAUCAUCAUCACCGGAUGGGAUCGCAGGACGGCGAUAAAUGUCGCAGGUUAACAAGUUGUAGCCCUUGCUGAUCUCCUUCGUCAGCCAAUUCUUUCUUGUACAAGUACUCGCACGAGAUCAAGGAUCGUGUCGAGCGAAGGGUCGAGGCACGUGGAAAGGGAAUCUCGGUGAAGGACCUCGACGUGGUGAAUUCGCAUACUGCAGCCGCUUCAUUAUGUAGGAGGAGUGAUAGCUCUUGUAAUGGACGGUGA